Molecule: messenger RNA, 1193 nt
Organism: Sphaeroforma arctica JP610
Lineage: Eukaryota; Ichthyosporea; Ichthyophonida
Exons: 1
Coding region: 119-1177 (352 amino acids)
Source: RefSeq, a predicted model, not a curated record
UGUCUACUAAAUAUAUAUAUAUAUAUAUAUAUAAAUACAUCAUAUGAGCAUAAAAACAUAGCUAUUAUAGAAGUACAUAUACCUAGUAAGUAAACAUCAGAACACAAUAUCGACCACUAUGAAAUCAAACACACUUUUUGCUGUGUUGGCGCUCACCUCCGGGGUGAUAGGGGAAGUGAAGACAGUAGAGAAUACGAGUUUGCGAACAAAGUACAGAAACACAGCGCCGCACAGACUCGGCCUCAAAACCCCUGCCCGAAUCCAGGACGGGAAAUCACGAAUAUUCUCAAGAAAAAGUACACGAGCGCGCAGACAAGAUACAUCCAAUCCUUAUGGGUUUGAUUAUACUAAUGUGUACACAACUUAUGACCCGUAUACAUAUUAUGAUCCUUAUACAAAUUAUGAUACGUAUACAACUUAUGAUACUUAUACAACUUAUGAUACAACCACUGAUCUGUAUAGUGGUAUUGUUAGCGGGACUACUGAGGGGGUUGUUUCAUCACAAGACAUUUCAAUCGAUGAAUCUGAUGCAAGACAGGAAGGUGGUGUCAGUGUUGGAGGUGGCCAAGGAGUAUCUAGUGUGGGCUCUGCCACAGGGGAUGUAGCUUCUGACGCGUCGGCUGGAAGCGUGGCGCUUCUAGGAGAUACCGUACCUGAUGUCACGACGUCACAAUUUGAUGUAUCCUUGGGAGUGCAAGGUGUUUCUGAGGACGUGGCUGUGGCGACAACUAUGCUCACCACGUACGUAACAAACUUCCCAGAUGCCGUGUUGGCGUCUGGUCACAGCUGCUCUGCUGCCAAGAUAUUAGUCGCUCCGUGCAAUACAACGCUCACAGUCGGCAAGGACAUGGUCAUUGCGAGCGAUAAUACAACUAUUUACGAAGCUCAAUGGAAGAGCAAGUGUCCAUACGGUUGUAAACUUACUAUCACCUUCGACGGAGAAUUAAUCACGUACGCUAUGGAACCAAAGGGCGGUGGCAAACGGCCAGUUUGGAACGGAGGAAUCUUUGGAGCAGGAGCUUAUGGAGUCCUGUUCCCAGACGGCAACUUUCUUGUGAUGUCUGUGGACAACCGCAUCAAAUUCAAGUCUAUGGCUGACUCGCCAAAUUUUAAUCACCAAUGUGCUGCUGAUAUACCAGCAGCCACCUCGAGAAGUUUAGCCGCCUUGAACUACUAGUAUCGAGACCGUGAAG